UGAAAGUUAUCCAUCAAUUGAAAACUACGUCUGUGGUGCAAGUGGUUAUUUAGGUUAUUUAAAUACCAUGUUUUCAAUUGUUUCUAACUUAUUAUAAUAAAGAUUAUUUCAUAAAUAAUUAAUUUAACAUUUAAAGUAAUUAAAAAAAUUGAAUAGCAUUAUGUUCUUCUUGGAUUGAAUUUAUCUGACUCCGAAAAUAAGAGGAAUUAAUUUUUAAUCUUGUAAACAUCGUAAACAUAAAGCACGAAAUUUAUUAAACAACAAAUCUAAUGUAAUAGUAUAAGUUUCACAUUUAGGAUAAAAAUGUCAUUGUCUCCACAAGAUUUGGUACAGUUGUUAGAUAUUGUGAAUGAGGAAAAUGUCAACAUUAGCUUUGAAAGUCUUUCAAAUCAAUUGCAUCAAAAAUUUGCCAAGGAAAAUCAUUUUAAGAUUGGAAUGACUCUUUUGUUAUUAUUGCAACACAAUGAUCUCCUUGCGAACCAAAUUCAACGGGUGAUUGCCGUUGGGAUUUUGUACGAUCUUUAUCGAGGUGAAUCAAUUGCCUGCACACCUUUCGCAUCGGUGUUCGUGCAAAUCUUGAAGGCACCCGAGGAAUCGACGGUUGGUGGAAAAAUCAGUAAUCCUAGUCACGUUCCAGCAUUGUCGCAAUGCGAGAAAAAUUUACUUGCAGGAUUAUUGGGUCCGAAGAGCAAUGAAAUAAUGAAAAAAUCCCCAAGACAAGUGAUUGAUGAACUCUACUUUGUACCUUCGUCCCAACCAGAUUUAACAAGUUUGCAAUUGCAAAUAGUGGAGCGUCAAUCGGAACUUCCGGCAGUGACAAAAUGUGGCAAUCCAGUGAUUCUGCCAGAAACUGAACGACUCAAUCCGAAGGAUAAGGACAAAACUGCGAGUAAGAAGGUAAUUGAAGAGCUGGUCACUGGGAGUCCGCCCCUUUUUGAGCAGAGUUACCGCCCGGAAUUCCUCCGCCUCGCGCCGCCACUCUUCCAGACACUGGGCGAUCCGGUUUGGAUGAAUUUCACGGAGCCGACCCAAUUCACCGUCGAGUACGACACCAGCAUGUGUGUCUCGAAUUGUGCCGGCGCGAGGCGACUGAUGGGCAAAGCCUUCAAAAGUGUAUUGACCCUUCAGCAGCAACAGUACCUCGUCACGGUCCUCGACAAGGAUCCCAAACUCGUCUACCACAUUGGACUGACACCAAGUAAGCUCCCCGAUCUAGUGGAAAACAAUCCCUUGAUUGCCAUUGAAGUUCUGCUGAAAUUAAUGCAGUCAAGUCAAAUCACCGAAUACUUUAGUGUUCUUGUCAAUAUGGAAAUGUCACUGCAUUCAAUGGAAGUUGUCAACCGAUUGACGACAACAGUUGAUUUACCAACGGAAUUCGUUCAUCUCUACAUCAGCAAUUGCAUAUCGACUUGUGAAACAAUCAAGGAUCGCUACAUGCAGAAUCGUCUCGUUCGUUUGGUUUGCGUCUUUCUGCAGUCCCUCAUUAGGAAUAAAAUUAUUAACGUACAGGAAUUGUUUAUAGAAGUGCAAGCGUUUUGCAUAGAGUUUAGUCGAAUUAGAGAAGCAGCUGCAUUGUUUCGAUUAUUAAAACAAUUAGAGUCUGGUGAUGUUGGUGGUUUAAAUACUCCAGUGAUAAAGAGCAAAAUAAACUUGAGUUGAGAUAAAUCAAUGUUUUCCCAAAGAAAUUUCUAAAAAUUAUGUACCAAGAAACUACGUAAACUACGUAGUAGUUUUUUUCACUCAUUUCCACUCAUUCAUAGAUUACAAAUUUUUCAAAAUAUUCUUGUUAAUGAAUUGUAAAAUAAAUUUGUCGAGAUAGUUAUGAAAAUUCAAUUUUGCAUUGUGAAUAAAUUUAUAUAUCUAAUA
Molecule: messenger RNA, 1866 nt
Organism: Leptopilina heterotoma
Lineage: Eukaryota; Metazoa; Arthropoda; Insecta; Hymenoptera; Figitidae
Gene: Not11
Product: CCR4-NOT transcription complex subunit 11
Exons: 2
Coding region: 304-1659 (451 amino acids)
Biological process (GO): mRNA catabolic process; negative regulation of translation
Cellular component (GO): CCR4-NOT complex
Source: RefSeq, a predicted model, not a curated record